Molecule: messenger RNA, 1146 nt
Organism: Opisthocomus hoazin
Lineage: Eukaryota; Metazoa; Chordata; Aves; Opisthocomiformes; Opisthocomidae
Source: RefSeq, a predicted model, not a curated record
GGGAGGCGCGGUGGGCGCGGGGCGGUGGAUUUCUCUUCCCAGAUAAUCUCUUGGGAAUUUCCUGGGUUGACAGCUCCUGGAUUCCAAUAUUAAACAAUGGGAGCGUGUUGGACUAUUUCUCAGAGCGAAGUAAUCCGUUCUAUGACCGAACAUGUAACAAUGAAGUCGUCAAAAUGCAGCGGAUGACCUUGGACCAUUUAAACCAGAUGGUUGGAGUGGAGUACAUCCUUCUUCAUGCUCAAGAGCCCAUUCUUUUCAUUAUCCGGAAGCAGCAAAGGCAAUCUCCAGCACAAGUUAUUCCAUUGGCUGACUACUAUAUUAUUGCUGGAGUGAUUUAUCAGGCACCUGACUUAGGGUCUGUCAUUAACUCCAGAGUGCUCACUGCGGUACAUGGAAUUCAGUCUGCAUUUGAAGAAGCUAUGUCCUACUGUCGCUAUCACCCAUCCAAGGGCUACUGGUGGCAUUUCAAAGACCAAGAAGAACGAGAGAAAGCUAAACCAAAAGCCAAGAAGAAAGAAGAGCCAAGUUCUAUUUUCCAAAGGCAGCGGGUAGAUGCUUUGCUUUUAGACCUAAGACAAAAGUUUCCACCCAAAUUUGUUCAGCAAAAGCCUGGAGAAAAGCCUAUCCCAGUGGAUCAAAUCAAGAAAGAACCAGAACCAGUCCCUGAAGCUGUCAAGCCAGAGGAGAAAGAGACUGUAAAGAAUGCUCAGCAUAGUGCUGGCACUAAAGGACCACCUGAAAAACGGAUGAGACUCCAGUGAAGGGAGAAGUUGUUACACAUCUGGAUGAGUCGGUACCUGGAAAACAAGAUUCUUGCUCCCCUUUCAUUGUAUAUAAGCUCUUCAGCUGAGACUGACAAUUCAGGGACUGAAGUCUCUGUAACAGCUUUUUCUGUAGAAACCUGUCACACAAGUGUUAAUGUAAAGAUGUGAACUGCCUCAAAAAAAGGACUUUUCAGUCUUCAUGUUAUUUUGAAUGUUCGCUUCUGGGAAUGGUUUUCACAUGGACAUAUUUUGCAGCCUCCUGAAAUCUUUACAAACUCUUGCAUCCCUUGUGUCUUGGUUUCCUAUGUAAAAAGAAAAACUUUUAUAUAAAAAAAAAACCCAACCCUGAAUUCUUGGCAAAUAAAACUCCUGGCUGCUGGAA